UAUAGCGACACACAAGGUCACUGCAGCAGCAGACAACUAGUAGAUUUAGUUGUCGAUAGGAAAUGACGACACAUUUACAGUCUAGUUUGAUUUGUUUCCUAAUAUCCUUUCAGGUUGUAUUACUAUCAUCCAGUGAUCCACAUAACAUGAGGAUGAACCCUACUUUUCUCCACUCAGGCUGCGGAGAGAGAAAGACGAUUAAACGAUAAGAGAUCCUACGUGUUGAAACAUACCAGUGAUGCUGCAGAAACAACCUGAGACAUGGCUUCCACAAGACAAUCUGCUUUAGAGUACAUUACAAAUGGAAGGCUACUUCUCAUUGGAAGGCUUCAGAAUCUGCCCCUCAUUGUGGAAAACCUGUUCCAGCGCAAGGUUCUUCACGAGGAGGAAGUCAGUAAAAUUCAGGCUGAAGUUGACUUUUUUGACCAAACCAGAAGAAUUCUGGACUGGGUCUCAGACAAAGGAGAGGCUGCAUGCUACGAGUUACUGACGAUUCUCGACAUCACAAGGAAGAGGACCUUAGGCGACGCUGACUUACAGCAAUGGAUCAGCUACUUCCCCUUCAAGGAAGACACAGAGAUGACAGACUACUUUGUUGGUUCAAAACCCUGUCACGGAUAUCAGAAACAGCUGAAAUGUAAAGCACGGAGGAUUACAGAAGCACGGAGGAUCACAGAGGGUGCAUGGAAACAAAAAUGUGGUCUCCUACCAGAGAGAUUAAGAAAUGAGAGGACUUUCUCUUACACCCCUCUUGUGUUAGAUACAUAUGUGGAUUCAUUUGACUCUAAAAUUAAAGUGAAAAGCAAAAGAUGCAAGAAAGUUCGCCCUAAAAAGCUAAAGAGCUUCAUCCCCAUGGCCAAACAGGAAACAUCCCCGACUGAGCUGCUUAAAACACAUGAGAAAAAAAUCCUCCUUUUUGGAAAACCUGGAAUUGGAAAAACAACAGUCGCCCAUCAAAUGUUGAACCUCUGGGCAGAGAAAGAUCACAGAGAACUAGAUUACAUGUUUUAUUUUGACGUGAGAGACAUUUCACAUAGAAAACCAAUGAACCUGGAGGACCUUCUCUUUAACAUGAACAGUGAGCCAAAAGAAAGCAAAGAAGAAGUGUUACAGGAUAUUAAGAAGAACUCUGAAAACGUUGUCAUCAUAUUUGAUGGAAUCACAGACCUCUCCUAUCUAUCGGUAGUAAAGAACCUUGUGGAGAAACUCCUCCCUGAUGCAAAGAUUGUGAUCACAUGCAGACCAGAUCAAUCUGAAGACUUCCUGACAGACUGGCCCACAGACUGGUUCAGAGUGGAGGUCAAAGGGUUCAGUGAUGAAUCCAUCAGGACUUACUUAACACAGAUGCUGAGUGCUGAGCCUGACUCCUUGAGCAGUGUGUUAAACAACCUAGAGUUGUUCAGUCUGUGUCAUGUCCCAAUGUACGCACUGAUGGUGGUUGCCUGCAUGUAUUUCCCUACCUCAGAGGCUCCUAAACAGACAUGCACUAUAACUGAAAUGUACAGCAACAUCCUCCGUCACUGCAUCCAAAAACACAGUGCCAAUCGAUGUAAGGAUACCGACAAGUGUCUCAAAGAAAACAAAGAAAAAAUAUUGUCUUUGGCAGAAAUUGCUUUUGAUGCAACAAAUGAAAAAAACAUGAACUUGACAACACUGAGUUGUGAAGAAAGCAGUGUCCAUUUUGCGUUCUUGGGGGCACUUAUGGUUAAGGUUGCACCCACAGCGUCAGACACUUACUCUGCAUUUCUCCACUACACAAUGCAGGAGUUCUUUGGUGCCCUUUGGCUCUUACAGAAUCCAGACAAAAUCAGAGAGGUUCUACAGAAGUGCCAGACUGAAGAAUGGAAACACACAAAACACUUGAUUCCUUUCCUGUGUGGCCUUCUGAAUGAGAGGAAUAUUAGAUUGGUUAACAGUCUAGUUCCAGCUCAACAGAUCAAGAAGACGUCAGAAUGGUUCUUCAAGGAAGUGGUGAACACAUUUCUUCCAUCUCAAACAAACCAAGAUCAUGCAGAAGGUGGUGCUCCUGAGUUUGAGAUAGAUCUUCUGUUUUUGUGUCAGUGCUUGUAUGAAUAUCAGUCUACUGAGGCCUGUCAGCUUCUCCUGGACAAACUGGACUAUCAUCUAGACCUGAGUGGAGAACAUCUUGAUCCUCACCAGUGCUGUGCAGUCUCUUACGUGACCAGUCAGUCUGCAGAGAGAAAUGUUGGCUUGGACCUGGACAGCUGCACUGUGUCAGACCAAGGAGUAAGGCUGAUACUGGGCUCUCUGAAGAACGUCAGACAUCUUGGACCAUCCUCUGGUGAUUCAUCUGACCCCUCAAUUCUGUGUCAACUCUGGACAACUUUGCUGAGAAGUGAGGCAGAGAUGGACUUCACCACUUUACUUGGUCUCUGUGGAAAUGAGUUGCACCUUCCAGUCCAGGGUGAAAAACGAGUGUUUGAGAAAGCAGCAGAAGUGAUGAAACUAGAGAGGGUUCAUCUCUGUCUACACUGGGGUCAGAGAAAUGUUCUCAGUGAAGCUCUCGGGGAUCAGAGAACUGUUCUCAGUGAAGCUCUCAGCAAAACCAUUUUAAAGUGUCUACCAAAUAUCAACAAGCUCAGGUUUACCCCUCUACAGCAUCAGAGAGGAUCCCCUGAAAAACUGGAGACAGAAGAGAAAGCAGUCCUACUAGAUUUGUGUCUACAAGCAGCACUAGAUCACAGAGAAACGUUCCAGAGAGCUGUGAACACACUGCUGUCAUUGUUCUCUGUGUAUCAAACUGAGAGAUGUGACAUCCUGCUGGAUCUGUACUCUCAUGUGAAGUACAAUAGGAAUCAAACAGCCAGGAGUAUCCUUCCAUCAUUGAACCCGCUUUACCAGCCAGCUCCUGCAGUCUGGUCCAUAGACCUCUCAGAGAGAAAGGCCUCCCUCCUCCUAGAAGUGCUGAAACUCCAACCAGAGAAGAAACCAGUAGAGCUGAAGGGCUGGUCAGAUGAAGAGAGUGAAGUGAGGAGUUUCCUUCAGUGUCUGCCCUACAUCUCACAGCUGAGUUUCUGUCCAUGGAGGUCUGAUCCCUCAAAGCAGAUCAAGUUCCUGGUGGAUCUCCUGUCUCAAGCAGCAGAGUGGGAGGAGCAGACAGGAGAGAAGACACUGAAGCUGGUAUCAUCAGUGUGGACUUACAGCACCUUUCCUUUUCCCAUUGGAGACUAUUCUAAACAGAGUGAUUUCCUGCUGGAUUUGUACUCACAUGUGAAGGACUAUGAGACUCAAACAGGCAGGAGUGUCCUUCCAGCAUUACAUCUAGUUUACCAGUCAGCUCCUGCAGUCUGGACCAUAGACCUGUCAGAGAGAAAGGCCUCCCUCCUCCUAGAAGUGCUGAAACUCCAACCAGAGAAGAAACCAGUAGAGCUGAAGGGCUGGUCAGAUGAAGAGAGUGAAGUGAGGAGUUUCCUUCAGUGUCUGUCCUACAUCUCACAGCUGAGUUUCUAUCCAUGGUGGCCUGAUCCCUCAAAGCAGAUCAAGUUCCUGGUGGAUCUCCUGUCUCAAGCAGCAGAGUGGGAGGAGCAGACAGGAGAGAAGACACUGAAGCUGCUAUCAUCAGUGUUUACUUACAGCACAUUUCCUAAUCAUUAUGGAAACACUUCCAAACAGAGUGAUUUCCUGCUGGAUCUGUACUUGAAUGUGAAGGACUAUGAGACUCAAACAGGAAGGAGUUUCCUUCCAGCAUUACAGCCAGUUUACCAGUCAGCUCCUGCAGUCUGGUCCAUAGACCUCUCAGAGAGAAAGACCUCCCUCCUCCUAGAAGUGCUGAAACUCCAACCAGAGAAGAAACCAGUAGAGCUGAAGGGCUGGUCAGAUGAAGAGAGUGAAGUGAGGAGUUUCCUUCAGUGUCUGUCCUACAUCUCACAGCUGAGUUUCUGUCCACGGAGAUCUGAUCCCUCAAAGCAGAUCAAGUUCCUGGUGGAUCUCCUGUCUCAAGCAGCAGAGUGGGAGGAGCAGACAGGAGAGAAGACACUGAAGCUGGUAUCAUCAGUGUGUACUUACAGCACCUUUCCUUAUCCCAAUGGAGACAAUUCUGAACAGAGUGAUUUCCUGCUGGAUUUGUACUCACAUGUGAAGGACUAUGAGACUCAAACAGGCAGGAGUGUCCUUCCAGCAUUACAGCCAGUUUACCAGUCAGCUCCUGCAGUCUGGUCCAUAGACCUCUCAGAGAGAAAGGCCUCCCUCCUUCUAGAAGUGCUGAAACUCCAACCAGAGAAGAAACCAGUAGAGCUGAAGGGCUGGUCAGAUGAAGAGAGUGAAGUGAGGGGUUUCCUUCAGUGUCUGUCCUACAUCUCACAGCUGAGUUUCUGUCCAUGGAGGUCUGAUACCUCAAAGCGCAUCAAGUUCCUGGUGGAUCUCCUGUCUCAAGCAGCAGAGUGGGAGGAGCAGACAGGAGAGAAGACACUGAAGCUGGUAACAUCAGUGUGUACUUACAGCACCUUUCCUUUUCCCAAUCGAAACAAUUCUGAACGGAGUGAUUUCCUACUGGAUCUGUGCUCAUAUGUGAAGGACUAUGAGACUCAAACAGACAGGAGUGUCCUUCCAGCAUUACAGCCAGUUUACCAGUCAGCUCCUGCAGUCUGGUUCAUAGACCUCUCAGAGAGAAAGGCCUCCCUCCUCCUAGAAGUGCUGAAACUCCAACCAGAGAAGAAACCAGUAGAGCUGAAGGGCUGGUCAGAUGAAGAGAGUGAAGUGAGGAGUUUCCUUCAGUGUCUGCCCUACAUCUCACAGCUGAGAUUUCCUCUACUGAAUGAUAUUAUAGAGAGGAGAAAGAGAGAGAAGACAUUCCUACUGAAUCUGUGUCUUCAAGCAGCUCUCCAUGAGAGAGUAACCAUACAAACAACUGUAGAUAAAGUGUUCUCACUGUCUGAAGUAUAUUACUAUCAGAAAUGGGAUUUCCUGCUGGAUCUGUACUCACAUGUGAAGGACUAUGAGACUCAAACAGGCAGGAGUGUCCUUCCAGCAUUACAGCCAGUUUACCAGUCAGCCAGUCCUGCAGUCUGGUCCAUAGACCUGUCAGAGAGAAAGACCUCCCUCCUCCUAGAAAUGCUGAAACUCCAACCAGAGAAGAAACCAGUAGAGCUGAAGGGCUGUUCAGAUGAAGAGAGUGAAGUGAGGAGAUUCCUUCAGUGUCUGUCCUACAUCUCACAGCUGAGCUUUAAUCCGUGGUGGUCUGAACACUCAAAACUGAUCAAGUUCCUGGUGGAUCUCCUGUCUCAAGCAGCAGAGUGGGAGGAGCAGACAGGAGAGAAGACACUGAAGCUGGUAUCAUCAGUGUGUACUUACAGCACUUUCCCCUUCUGUGUCCACGAUGAUGAUGAGAGUAAGGAAUAUCAAUGUGAUUUCCUGCUGGAUCUGUACUCAAAUGUGGAGGACUAUGAGACUCAAACAGGCAGGAGUGUCCUUCCAGCAUUACCGCCAGUUUACCAGUCAGCCAGUCCUGCAGUCUGGUCCAUAGACCUCUCAGAGAGAAAGACCUCCCUCCUCCUAGAAGUGCUGAAACUCCAACCAGAGAAGAAACCAGUAGAGCUGAAGGGCUGGUCAGAUGAAGAGAGUGAAGUGAGGAGUUUCCUUCAGUGUCUGUCCUACAUCUCACAGCUGAGUUUCUAUCCAGACUGGUCUGAUCCCUCAAAGCUGAUCAAGUUCCUGGUGGAUCUCCUGUCUCAAGCAGCAGAGUGGGAGGAGCAGACAGGAGAGAAGACACUGAACCUGGUAUCAUCAGUGUGUACUUACAGAACCUUUCCUUUUCCCUUUCGAGACAAUUCUCAACAGAGUGAUUUCCUGCUGGAUCUGUACUCACAUGUGAAGGACUAUGAGACUCCAACAGGCAGGAGUGUCCUUCCAGCAUUACAGCCAGUUUACCAGUCAGCUCCUGCAGUCUGGUCCAUAGACCUGUCAGAGAGAAAGACCUCCCUCCUCCUAGAAGUGCUGAAACUCCAACAAGAGAAGAAACCAGUAGAGCUGAAGGACUGGUCAGAUGAAGAGGGUGAAGUGAGGAGUUUCCUUCAGUGUCUGCCCUACAUCUCACAGCUGAGGUGAGUCUGAACAUGUGUGGUGGUUAGUGAAAAUGUGAUGCUAGUGGUUGUAGAAACAUUGUACUAUGAAAGUUCAAAUGUUGGUGAAUCUGGUAACAUUUAUACUUAGAUUUCAUGACAUAACAUACUUGCAUUACCAAAUGUCACACAAAUGUGAUUUUUUAUUUUUUAUUAUGUGAUGCUAAACAUUUGUCUUUUUGAAAUCUUGAAAUCAGAAUUUUAUCUUUGACAAAUCUUGAAACAUGAAACUUCCAUGUUUAUACUGUGGUGGUUCAUUUCUGUGUUAAUUAAUGAGGAGAGACAAACUCAUCACACAAGUCAGAGUCUUAAAAUGAAUCUUUGUUAGUGAGAGCUCUGCAAUAGCGAUGGCUGGUCGACGAAUCACCCUCAGAUGAUUCGUUGAAGGCCAUAACACAAAGGCUACUGAGAUCUUUUAUAGCAAAGAUCCAUCCCCUAGUCACAUAACAAUCCACAGAUGUUUGGAACGGGUCACAAGGUGAGACUUGUUUAAUGUAGUACAAAGUGUAGCAUUUGGUCCCAUAUUCCAAGAACACAAUGACCUCAUCAAGCUUGUGACUCUACAAACUAGUUGGAUACAUUUGCUGUUUGUUUUGGUUGUGUUUCAGAUUAUUUUGUGCCCAAUAGAAAUUAAUGGCAAAUAAUGUAUUGUUUAAUUUUGGAGUCACUUUUAUUGUAAAUAAGAUUAUAAAAUGUUUCUGAACACUUCUACAUUAAUAUGGACACUACCACGACCUCGGAUAAUCCUGAUUA
Molecule: messenger RNA, 6830 nt
Organism: Salvelinus fontinalis (brook trout)
Lineage: Eukaryota; Metazoa; Chordata; Actinopteri; Salmoniformes; Salmonidae
Exons: 12
Coding region: 262-6063 (1933 amino acids)
Biological process (GO): regulation of apoptotic process
Source: RefSeq, a predicted model, not a curated record